CCCUCCCUCUCCUUGCCCGCGUGGGCUGCCCGCCCCCGCGCUGCCUCAUCCGCGGGGGGCAGCGUGCGGGUCCCCGGGUAUCCAUGGCGAUAGGAGGCUGCUUCCCCCCGCGCCCCCUCCCCUUCUCCGCUGCAGCCGGCGAGCAGCCGCAACCGGCGCGGCGGCACCGCGGCGGCGGCUCCGGGGCUCCAGACCGGGCAGGAGGGACGGAGCGAGGGACGGGGCGAACUGCGCCCCCUCCCCGGGCAGCAGAUCGCCUCCUGCACGGCAGCGAUGCAGCCCCCGGAGCCGGGUCGGGCCGGCGGAGGCCCUUCCAAUGGCACCUGGUGGCCCAACUCCAGCGCCAGUGACCUCCCGGGGGAGAACUACACCUUCCUGGCGUACUACCAGCAUUCCUCCCCCGUGGCCCUCAUGUUCAUCCUGGCCUACACCUUCAUCUUCCUCAUGUGCAUGAUCGGCAACGUCCUGGUGUGCUUUGUGGUGGUGAAGAACCGCCAGAUGCGCACGGUCACCAACAUGUUCCUCCUCAACUUGGCCAUCAGUGACCUGCUGGUGGGCAUCUUCUGCAUGCCCACCACCCUGGUGGACAACCUCAUCACAGGUUGGCCCUUUGACAACACCAUGUGCAAAAUGAGUGGCCUGGUGCAGGGCAUGUCCGUCUCCGCCUCUGUUUUCACGCUGGUCGCCAUCGCUGUGGAGAGGUAUGUUGGCAUGGAGACAUGGGGACGUGGGGACCAAGCAAUCUCCAGCAGGUCCAGAUGCCCCGUGCGGUUCCCAUUGCGGGAAAGCUCCUGGGAAUGUCAGGAGCCUGUCACAGCCCUCCAGGAGGACCACAAAGCUGUCCAUGGGGCAUUCCAGCAAGGUGUCCUUCCCCACACUGGGCUGAAAACACCAACUUAUCUCUGCCACCAAAAGACACGUGUAAAAAGCAACCUACCUCGCCCUCUAUUCCCACCCUUGCGUCCUGGCUGUCCUCCUUCCCCAGUUAUGUCCCCACCGGGUGCCCAAAGCUACCACCAGCUGUUCUCCCACAGGUUUCGCUGCAUCGUCCACCCCUUCCGGCAGAAGCUGACGCUGAGGAAAGCCCUGCUGACCAUCGCCAUCAUCUGGGUGCUGGCCCUGCUCAUCAUGUGCCCGGCUGCCAUCACCCUGACUGUCACCAGGGAGGAGCACCACUUCAUGGUGGACACCUACAACAACUCCUACCCUCUCUACUCCUGUUGGGAGGCCUGGCCUGAGACGGGGAUGAGGAAGAUCUACACCACCGUCCUCUUCUCCCACAUCUACGUGGCUCCCCUCGCCCUCAUCGUCAUCAUGUACGCCCGCAUCGCCUUCAAGCUCUUCAAGUCGGUGGCGCCUGCCCACGGCGGAGAGGAGAUGGAGGGGAGGAGGAUCUCCCAAAGGAAGGCCAAGGUCAUCAACAUGCUCAUCAUUGUUGCCCUCUUCUUCACCAUCUCCUGGCUGCCCCUCUGGACGCUGAUGCUGCUGACGGACUACGGGCGGCUGAGCGAGGCCCAGCUGCGCCUGCUCACCGUCUACGUCUACCCGUUCGCACACUGGUUGGCCUUCUUCAACAGCAGCGCCAACCCCAUCAUCUACGGCUACUUCAAUGAGAACUUCCGCCGGGGCUUCCAGGAGGUCUUCAGGGCCCCGCUCUGCUCACUCCACUGCCAGCGCAGGCCCUACACCCCCCGGAGCCACGGCCGUGGGACCCUCUUCGGGACCCGCAACCGCAUCUUCACCCAGGUGCGAACCAGCGACUCACCAGCCGUGUCCGAGCCAGGGCCGCUGGCCCCGCGCCGUGCUGGCGUCCCUGCGUGGGACGGCUGAGGAGAUGCGGCCAACAAACCCCUCUGGAGCGGGGGCUUGCGGGGUGGGGAGUGGGGAUUUGCCAAGUUACGGCCACAAGACAUGGAA
Vidua chalybeata is the source of this 1917-nucleotide messenger RNA. RefSeq names its product neuropeptide FF receptor 1 (gene NPFFR1). Gene Ontology annotation, cellular component: membrane. Lineage: Eukaryota; Metazoa; Chordata; Aves; Passeriformes; Viduidae. Gene Ontology annotation, biological process: G protein-coupled receptor signaling pathway. Gene Ontology annotation, molecular function: neuropeptide receptor activity; peptide binding. The transcript is spliced from 3 exons. The record is from RefSeq and is a predicted model, not a curated record. Bases 274 to 1830 code for a protein of 518 amino acids.